GUUAUACAAUAAAGUUUCCACCCUCUUUCGUUUCUCAGCUCGUUCAUUGCAAUGCGAUUACGAUUCCUCCAUAGAGGAGUUGUAGUCCAAAACUAUGCCAUUUUUCCCAGCGCUGCGGCUUUUGGAUUCAAAUCCACUCCCUCGCUUUCUUCAAUCGAUAUUCCAAAUCCUGAAAACACAGUCGAAGGAUCUGAAAGCUCGGAAGGUCCCAGCGACUCCUUGUCUAUGAGAGUCGAGAGGCUUCCAUGGGGCGAGCCGAUCAUCUCCGCCUUCCAGAGUUGGAUGGGAGACGGAUUCGCCGUUCACCGAGGAGAAGUUUUCCACGCUAUCAACCGGCUUAGGAAGCUGCGCAUGAACAAGAGAGCGCUCCACUUGAUGGAAUGGAUUAUGAGGGAGAGGCCUUACAAGUUGAAAGAGCUGGAUUAUGCUUAUCUUUUGGAGUUCACUGCUAAGCUUCAUGGAAUUUCUGAAGCUGAGAGCCUGUUCCUUCGUAUCCCCGAUGAGUUUCAGAAUGAGUUGCUCUACAACAACCUGGUAAUGGCCUGCUUGGAUAAGGGCCUGAUAAGGCUUUCUCUUGGUUAUAUGCAAAAGAUGAGGCAAUUAUCUCUCCCCAUUUCUCCUUAUGCUUACAAUAGAUUGAUUAUUCUGCACUCCACAUCUAGUCGUAGAAAAAGAAUCCCUAAAUUUCUUAGACUGAUGAAAGCUGAUGGAAUUUCACCACAUACAUCUACUUACAAUAUUCUCUUGAAGAUAGAAGCUGAUGACCACAACAUUGAUAGGCUUUCAAAGGUUUUUAAUGAAAUGAUACAAGCCAAAGUUGAUCCAAAUGAGAUUACAUAUGGAAUCAUGGCAAUGGCUCAUGCAGUAGCAAGAUUGUAUACCGUCGCAGAGAUGUAUGUAGAAACCAUUGAGAAGAUAAGAACUGGUAAGAACUGGUCCACAUUGGAUAUCUUGCUCAUCUUGUAUGGUUAUCUGAAGAAAGAACAUGAGUUAGAGAGGACCUGGAAACUUGUAGGAGCCCUUCCACACGUAAGAUCCAAAAGCUUUUUACUUGUGAUUGAGGCCUUUGGAAAAAUGAAAUGUGUAAAAAGGGCAGAAGAGAUAUGGGAAGAGAUGAAGUCAAUGAAGCCAUUGAAACAGACUAGUCCAUACAAUGCAAUUAUCUCUGUAUACUGCAGGCAUGGACUUAUAGACAAAGCUUCAGAUUUAUAUGAAGAAAUGCAAGCAAAUGGAUGCAAACCAAAUGCGAUAACCUAUCGCCACCUUGCAUUAGGUUGCUUAAAAGCUGGCUUGGUUAAGGAGGCUUUGAAGACUCUAGAACUGGGGAAAGAUGAAGAAGUGAGCUCUCAGGUGAGAAGAUCCACGCCAUGGCUUGAGACAACCCUUAUGCUAGUUGAAGCUUUUGCUGAUAUUGGUGAUCUAACGAAUGCCAAGAAUUUCUUUAGAGUAUUUAAGGAGACAAAGUAUUGUAGAUAUACUUUUGUGUAUAAUAGCCUUCUAAAGGCUUAUGUGAAGGCUAAGGCUUAUGAUCCAGAAUUUUUGGGAAAUAUGAUACUAGCAGGAGCUAGGCCAGAUGCAGAGACUUAUAGCCUCUUGAGAAUUUUGGAGGAAUUUAAGGUUUGAUGCUUUUGCUGUAUUCC
This is a messenger RNA of Dendrobium catenatum, 1640 nucleotides long. Its product is annotated as pentatricopeptide repeat-containing protein At1g07590, mitochondrial. The transcript has 2 exons. Gene Ontology annotation, molecular function: protein binding. The record is from RefSeq and is a predicted model, not a curated record. Gene Ontology annotation, cellular component: mitochondrion. NCBI's taxonomy places the organism in Eukaryota, Viridiplantae, Streptophyta, Magnoliopsida, Asparagales, Orchidaceae. The coding region runs from base 52 to 1623 and encodes 523 amino acids.